Podarcis muralis (Common wall lizard) is the source of this 2461-nucleotide messenger RNA. The record is from RefSeq and is a predicted model, not a curated record. NCBI's taxonomy places the organism in Eukaryota, Metazoa, Chordata, Lepidosauria, Squamata, Lacertidae.
UCCGCCCCCCUGUUCCCUCCCUCCUUCCCUUACUCUCCAGCAAGCGAGGGAGCGAGCAAGCGCUGCUAUGGUUGCUCAGGUCCUGACAGUCCACUCCAGAACUGCCACUGGUCUCUCCUCCAAAGGAGUGUGAUGUGCUCUCCUUAGUUUCCCUGCCUACUCUCUGUGCUCUCACCCUCGCCCACUCUCACGCACGCUCGCCGCCGCCGCCACACACUCCUCUGGCGCACAGAGCAUGCCUCUUAGUCCAGCGAGCAGCAAACAUGAGACUCCGGAGCAGCAGCAGCAGCAGCAGCAGCAGGAGAAAGCAGAGCAGCAGCAUCAGGAAGAGGAGGAGGAGGAGGAGGACGAGGACGACGAGGAGCAGCGGCGGCAGCAGCAGCAGCAGCAGCAUCUUCCUGCGCUCCAGCACCACCAGCUCUGCGUUGUCAACGGCGAUCCCGGGGAGAGCAGCGCGGCGGAAGGCAGCCUCAAGGAGGAGACCCUGUAUGAUACCAUCAAGCCCCCCGCCACCGCCGGCCCCGGCCCUUGCUCCGACAAGCUGGCAUCACCGCCCGGGCGGAUGGACGAGCCGGCGCCCAAUGCCCUUGUCGUGCGCAUCGGGAUCCCAGACCUCCAGCAAACGAAGUGUAUGCGGCUGAACCCUGAUGUCCCCGUCUGGGUCUCCAAGCAGCGCAUCCUCUGCACCUUGAACCACAGCCUGAAGGACGUGCUGAACUAUGGCCUCUUCCAGCCAGCCUUCAACGGCAGGGCCGGGAAGUUCCUGGACGAAGAGCGGCUGCUGAGGGAGUACCCCCUGAACCCGGACACCCCGGUCCCUUACCUGGAGUUCCGGUACAAGAGGCGAGUUUACAUCCAGAGCCUGCUGGACGACAAGCAGUUUGCCAAGUUGCACACGAAGGCGAAUUUGAAGAAGUUCAUGGAAUAUGUGCAGACGCUGAAUGUGGAGAAGGUCAGCCGGCUGCUGGAGAAGGGACUGGACCCCAACUUCCACGACCCGGAUAGCGGAGAAUGCCCCCUGACGAUGGCCGCCCAGCUGGAGUACUGUAUCGACAUGAUCAAAGCCCUGAGGAACGGAGGGGCCCAUCUGGAUUUCCGGACGCGAGAGGGCAUGACGGCUCUGCACAAAGCCGUCCGGUGCCGGAAUCACACUGCCCUGAUGACGCUGUUAGACCUGGGUGCCUCUACAGAUUACAAGGACAGCCGUGGAUUAACGCCUCUGUACCACAGUGCCAUGGUUGGAGGGGACCCCUACUGCUGUGAGCUCCUCUUGCACGACUACGCCAAGGUGGGCUGCAUCGACGAAAACGGCUGGCAAGAAAUCCAUCAGGCCUGUCGCUAUGGGCAUGUUCAACACCUAGAGCAUCUUCUUUUCUAUGGGGCGGACAUGACAGCGCAGAACGCAUCUGGGAACACAGCCCUCCACGUCUGUGCUCUCUACAACCAGGAAAGCUGCGCUCGGGUCCUUCUCUUCCGUGGUGCGAGCAAGGAGAUCCGGAACUACAACAGCCAGACAGCAUUCCAGGUGGCCAUAAUUGCGGGGAAUUUUGAACUGGCCGAAAUCAUCAAAACCCACAAAGAGUCCGACGUUGUGCCUUUUAGAGAAACUCCCAGCUACACGAAGAGGAGGCGGAUCAUCGGCACGGGCGGCCUCUCCUCCCCCCGCCUGCUGCAGCGGUCUGCCAGCGACAACAAUUUGAAGUCCGAGAGCCGCCCGUCCUACUCCCCAGUGCCCUCGCUCCGCGGCCUGCCCCAACAGCUGCUGGCUCAGAUGCAGGAAGCCGCUGUCGGGGUGGGGUUGGGGGACAGCAGCCUGGUGAGCACGGGCAGCUCCCGGAGCUCCCACAGCCGCUCCCCGUCGCUGCAGCGCGUGCGGGAAGAGAAGGAGGCCGAUGCCCACACACUCAGGAGAAGCAGCCGCGGCAAGGCCAGCCCCAGCGGGAGCGGCAGCGGGCCGGGGGGCGCGCCGGGGGCCGGUCCGGGCGUGGAGCACACCCCGCACGCCGCGCCGGCCCCGCUGCGAGGGCCCAAGAGGAAGCUGUACAGCGCCGUGCCCGGCCGCAAGUUCAUCGCCGUCAAGAGCUACACGCCGCAGGGCGAGGGCGAGAUCCAGCUCAACCGAGGAGAAGCCGUCAAGGUGCUCAGCAUCGGAGAAGGAGGCUUUUGGGAAGGAACCGUGAAGGGGCGGACGGGCUGGUUCCCGGCAGAAUGUGUUGAGGAGGUGCAGAUGAGACAGUACGACUCCAGGCAAGAAACCCGAGAAGACAGGACCAAGAGGCUCUUCCGACACUACACUGUGGGCUCAUACGACAACUUCACUUCUCACAGUGACUACAUCAUCGAGGAGAAGGCGGCCGUCCUGCAGAAGAGAGAGCAUGAGGGCUUUGGCUUCGUCCUCCGGGGCGCCAAAGGUAAGACCCGCCCUUCACGGAGAGGGAGCUUCUUCCCAAAGCUGUGUUAG